CGCACAUUUACAAACACACAACAGUGAUGGCGUCCAGAAUUAUCAACAUCACUGUUGCUACCCAAAAAGUAUUGUCUGCCUUUGUUUACAUAGACGUCUAGAUUCUGUGCUAUAUACUUAUUGAUCUAGGUAAAAGCUGCAUUAUCACAAUUUGGAGGAAGACAGCAUAAAAAAAUUGGACAGGCCUAUCAAUGAAUGAAAUUCUAUCAAAGGCAAAAGACAGAGGAAUGGAGAAAGACGGUUGAUAGAUCUUGACUAUUCUUGACCAUCUUGUUUGUGCCCCGACGGUCCAACAGACGUCAUUUAGGGAUAGAUGAAGAUUUAUGAUAUCGUCUGCUGCACAGGAUGGAAGUUACCUGUUGGCUUAUUGCUCUGUUUGUCAUCUUGCUGUUGGCAUUUGCUUUUGUCCACUAUAUGACAUCAUCUCAUGGCAUAUUUGAGAAGCUGGGAAUUGACAUUCCUCCAAAGUCUCCUGUUCUGGGUCAUUUUGGUCAUUCCUUAAAGUAUGGAGUUUUUGAUGUUCAAACAGUCUUUUAUAAGCAAUUCAAGGACAAAAAGGUGUAUGGCUGGUAUGACACCAGGACCCCGAUACUAGUGGUCAAAGACUUGGACAUGAUCAAAGACAUCUUGGUAAAAAACUUCAAUUAUUUUGUUGACCGCAGAGUGCCCAUGGAGCAUGAUGAGCCAUUCAGAGACAACUUACUGACCCUGCGAGGUGACCGCUGGAAACAUGUCAGAAUCAGCGUGAGUCCGACCUUUAGCUCAGGGCGAAUCAAGAAAAUGUCACCGCACAUUGAGAGAAAUGCCAAAAUUUUACUGGGAAAUUUGAAGGAGAAACAGGAGAGUGGCCAGGAAGUCGAACUUAAAGAAAUGUGCGGAUUUUUUGCUUUGGAUACGAUUGCCAGUAUUGCUUUUGGAAUUGACAUUAAUACAUUAAAAAACCCAGAAAACAAAUUUGCCCAGGAGACCAAGAAAAUCACUAACCCAAAUCCACUUCUGUUUGCUAUUGCAGUUUUCUUUCCAGUUCUGGCCCCUUGGCUCACAAGAUUUGGUCUCCCCUUUUUCCCUAAUAAAUCUAUGAAGUACUUGGCCAGUGUUGUGGACUCUGUUAUUGCUGCUAGGAAAAGAGAUGGUACAGAAGGAACUGUAAAUGACUUUCUAGAUUUGGUCACAUCUGAAGCUCAGGAGCAAGGAGUUAAAGAAAGACUAUCACUCUCUGAGAUCCACGCCCAGUCCAUUAUCUUCAUCUUUGGUGGUCUGGAGACAAUCUCUACUGUCAUGUCCUUCACCUUGUUCCUACUAGCAGUACACCCAGAAUGCCUUGAGCGUGCUCAAAAGGAAGUGGAUGAAAAAAUUGGCAAAGACUUUCCAUGUUUUGAAAAUGUUCAGAAUCUUCACUACCUGGACAUGUGUAUCAACGAAGCCAUUCGUAUGGUUCCUCCUGGCAUAUUCCUUGACCGUCAAUGUGUCGAAUCUAUAGAUAUAAAUGGUGUACACAUCCCUAAAGGUAUGGUGGUGCUGAUUCCAGUUUACGCCAUCCACAAUGAUCCUAGUUUUUGGCCAGAGCCAGAAAAAUUUGAUCCUGAGCGGUUCACACCUGAAAACAAAGAAACUCGUCAUCCUUAUUCCUAUCUACCUUUUGGACAGGGUCCCAGAAAUUGUAUUGGAAUGAGGCUGGCUCUCAUGGAGCUGAAGAUAGCAAUAGCGGCAGUGCUGCAGAGAUAUACACUUGUCCCAAGUAGCAAAACAGUGUACCCAUUUCAUUUGAGCAAAAUACAAGCCAGGACUACAGACGGAGCCUGGGUGAAAAUUAAUCCAAGAAAAUAGAAAAUAAAUGAUAUUGAUCCUUUAUUCUUAUACAAUCUUUAUAUAGAAUAACAAAUAUCAUUGGACAAUGAUUUCAAUUGUGAUCAAAUAAAAAACAUCAUUUCAGUCUUCAGUGUAACAUUAAAAAUGUUACAAAAAAUAAAUGUUACUCUAGAAGAGAUUAUGACACUGUAACCACAAUAAAAUGUAAUUCAUUUAUAAAUACUUUAUUAUAUACAGUCACAGAAUCUUGUUUUUAUACUCACAAAAAUUUUAAUGAAUAUCACUUGUAUUGCAUGAAAUGGAAACAUUAAAAGUUUAUUCAUUUUGUUAAUAUUACAAAAAACAAAACAAAAUAUAUAUUUAUUAUUUUAUAAAACCAAAGACUUGUUUUCUACUAUUUAUAUUCAUUUAAUUAUUAGGGAUUAUAAAAGUGAUACUGAUUAAAAGAAAUACUAAUUCAGUUUAGAAUUCUGUAAGACCAAUUCAAUUUAGUUUAUACCUUGAGUGGUUGUUGGGAUGUGUGUACUACAGACUAAGGUUGAACUUGCAAUCAUGAAAGAGGCUUGUAGGGCCUACUAAGUUGGUAUAGAAUGUUGUACAUUUUGAAAAACCAACAAUAAAUGGGCUGAAAUAAUUUAAA
Molecule: messenger RNA, 2449 nt
Organism: Biomphalaria glabrata
Lineage: Eukaryota; Metazoa; Mollusca; Gastropoda; Planorbidae
Product: cytochrome P450 3A7-like
Exons: 4
Coding region: 346-1827 (493 amino acids)
Molecular function (GO): oxidoreductase activity, acting on paired donors, with incorporation or reduction of molecular oxygen; heme binding; iron ion binding
Source: RefSeq, a predicted model, not a curated record